Molecule: messenger RNA, 2336 nt
Organism: Sander lucioperca (pikeperch)
Lineage: Eukaryota; Metazoa; Chordata; Actinopteri; Perciformes; Percidae
Product: coiled-coil domain-containing protein 60
Exons: 13
Coding region: 99-1916 (605 amino acids)
Source: RefSeq, a predicted model, not a curated record
GCAAAAACGUUUGUACACUUUAACUCUGUGUAUUUACUCCAGUAAUAUAUCACUGUUUAUGUACAGUUUGAGUUUACGUCCUCAUUUUCAAACUUACAAUGAGUAAUCGAAAUUCCACGCUGGAUCCGUUACAUUUUGGUACAGUAAAGCCUGUCCUGGUUUGUGACCAGAAACGUCGUGCGCGGGCGAAUACUGGGCUUCCGGUUCGGAAGGAGUCGGACUCCCGGGAGAAUCAUGACCGCCGAAAGCUGCAGCUGAGUCGGCGGCACGCGCCCUGGAGAUCCAGUGAGGCACCACCACAUCUGGAAACUAAACCAGUGAUCCUGGACAAUGUGGGACAACAUGUGGAAAAGGCGACUACAGAUGACCCACCAAAGAAAGUCGACCAAUCCAUUAACCGCAACCCUCCAGAUUCCACAGGAGGUUGUAAGAGUUGGCCAGUUUGUCGUACGCAGGCUGGAAAACGAGCAGAUAUCGUUUCCCUGAGGAAGCAUCUGGGCCACGCCAGGCUUUUGUCAUCAGCAAUUAAGCGGGGCCAGAGCUACUUCCACCUCCUGCAGAAAGAGGAACAGGAAGAGCAGGAGAAAGUGGAGAGGCAGCGGAUGAGCAGGGAGGAGCAGCGGAAAACAGAGCCACGACCUCCCAGUUUCUCCUCUGACUCCGACAGCGAUUCAGAAGGGUGGCCUCUGCCUGCAGGAAACAGCUGGUCAGGUGUGAAUGAAGCCCGGCCACGCAGGAAGAAGAGCCAGUCAGCACGGCCUUUCACCCCUGUCCAUCACUCCCUGACCUCCCCUCUGCUGAGCCAAGCACCGAGGAAGGUCAUCUACCGCCAGCUCUGCUGUCUGAAUUGGCUGCUGGAGGCCUUGACUCUGGAUCGCUCCGGCAGAGUCGGCCCGCUCACCGCCUGCUGGGACCCCAAAGACCCUGGCCGAGGCAGGACCACGAUAAAGACGCUGAAAAAAGAAAGAGCCAUUGAGAACAAAUGGGAGCAGUUUGUUUCAACCAAGCCUCUGAGAGCUCAUCCCAGGCGCCCUCGCAGCUCCUCUGCUCGCCUCCACACCCACAGGGAGUCCUCCUUCAUGACUGGGGCCUCCCUCUCUGCCCUCACCCCCACCCCUGUGGGCAGCAGUGUGUCCUCUCUGGUCCCCGGUGCUGAGGAGGACACAGAGUCUCCAGGAGCACCUAGGGAGACAGACCGGCCUCCCUCAGAGUGUCUUUGCACACUGUCCGAUGACCAGAAAGUCAAGAAAGAGAGCCAAAGCUCACAAACCAGCAGCUGUCCUGCCAAGCCCCCGUUAGUCAUCAGCCAUCUCAUCAACAACAAGGCCAGCAUGCUACGGGAGCUGAAAAGUGCCUUUGACCAAAGGGUUAACGAGAUAUCUCAGAGCUACGUCGACAUCCUGGAGCUCAAAGCCAGGGAGAGGUUAAAUAGCGGUCUCCGGAGGUAUCGAGCCCUGUGUCACAUGACCGAAUCCCAUGGCCUUCCUCAUCAUGUGACCUGUGUGUCUCAAGAGACAGAGGCUCCAAACAAGAACAAUAAAACCAAACACAGCAACAAUAUGUGGCUGUCCACUCUGCUGAGCAACCUGCCUGAGGAGGUAUGUAGGGAGCGAGCGGUGAGCCGGGUGCUAGAGAAACUUAGUGGCUUUGCAAAGCAGCAGACCCUCAGGGUUCGACCUCAGAUCCUCCUGAAGGUGCUGGGGGGUCUGGAGCCGUGGGAGCUCUGUCUGCCUGAGCUGUGUGUGGCCAUCCAGAUUGCCACGGAGCAUGUGGUCCAGAUGCCCAGGGAGGAGUACAAUGCCUGGCUGUGUUCAAGGGUCACCCUGCCCCCACAAUACCACCGUGCCCCUCAAACACCAGGUGACCACACUCUUUUAAGACCUGGAGGAAGGAUACAGGCAUGGACAAAUAGAUGAAGGGAACAAAGGCACACCAGGGUUGUAAAUUAAAUGUGAGCUCAAGGCUGAAUAGCCUAAAAUAAGCCUUUAAAGUAAGAGCAAAGGUUGAUAAAAGUAGGAGUAAUUAUUUUGCAUUUCCACCUGAUCACUGUUCACUCGAAAGUAUUAAUGUUGUGCACCACACAGCCAGCAGCAGAGUCAACUUGAGACACAUCACUGCAUCAACAAUAAGUAACAAAUAACACACACACAAAAACGUGAAAGUUAGAAGACGUAAUUGUUAUUUUUUCAUAGUUGAAUAAAAAUUGGCCAAAGAAAAGGAAGGAUUAGACUAAAGGUCCAGGCUUUAUACCCUAAUAAGCACGUGGUCAUGCAUGUGUACAGGAUAAACAAUACAGGCACACACAAUAAGGGGGGAAGCAGGAAGUAGCACUGGUG